AUGACGGAAGAAAUUAUUGAAAGAUUACAUCAAUUUACUCUUACGGAGGAAGAAAAGGAGACUGUGUCAAUUGAAAUUUCGGAUGUUCUGUCGAGCACAAAUGAUUGUGAGGUAAGUCUGUUUGGUAAGGUAGUCUCGGAUAAGAAAGUGGAUCUCCAAGGCGUCAAGAACACUAUGCCUGUGGCUUGGGGAAAUCCAACAGGACUGCAAAUAAAGGAAAUCGGAUGGAAUUUUUUCCAGUUCAAAUUCAAAGAUAAAGAAGGUAUGAAUAAAGUAUUAUUUGGCACACCAUGGUUGUAUGAUAAAUUCCUCCUUAAUAUACAGAUCUGGGAACCAGGAUUGAAGAGUACUUCUUCAAUUUUUAAUGUAUGUGAGUUAUGGGUUCAAGUUUGGAACAUCCCCUUACACUGGAUGUCAAUGGACGUUGGGCGCAAAAUCGGAAAUGCGUUAGGAGGUAUCGUGGAUAUUGUAAUCCCUGAAAAUGGAAGCAAAGAGGGACAAUAUAUAAGGCCGAAAGCCAGGAUGAAUAUAACUAAGCCACUACCUAGAGGACAUAAUGAGAAAACAUGUGCCCACAGAGCCAAGGAUGUACAGGAUGGCACAGUUAAAACUGAUCAGUUUGGGAUUUGGCUAAAAGCAGAGAACCAUGCUUCUUUCUCGGAAAAGCAUAGGCAACAAGGGACAAACAGUACUAAUGGAAGUCCAGUGGUUAAUGGGAGAAGAGUUGAAAGAAUUGUAAACAGUUAG
This is a messenger RNA of Solanum tuberosum (potato), 747 nucleotides long. RefSeq lists its product as uncharacterized. The record is from RefSeq and is a predicted model, not a curated record. The coding region runs from base 1 to 747 and encodes 248 amino acids. Lineage: Eukaryota; Viridiplantae; Streptophyta; Magnoliopsida; Solanales; Solanaceae. The transcript is spliced from 2 exons.